CGCUCCUGUCACCUGGAGCCCCCGGGCUCCGAAUGCUUUCCGCUUGGGUGUUGCGCUCCCAUAGGCUGGCGCGGUUGCCACGGCGCCGGUGUCGGAUGUUCGGCGGGAGGGCGGAGAGCGCUAGAGGGGGUCCUGGGUCCGGCGGCUGUAGCCGGUUGCUGGAGCAUGGAGCCAGUGGAGGUGCUGCAGGUCCUGCUUACUCUCGGUCUCACAGCCCUGGCCCUGCUUGUGUUUAUUGCGCAUGUGACAGCUAUAAAAAUGCCAAAUCUUGCUCGCGGAGAGAAAGAAAAAUAUUUCCUAACUCAAAAUUCUGCUGGGAAGGAAUUGUUCCCCAGUAUCCAUGAUCCUUCCACUAAAGAACUAUCUGUUAUUGUCCCAUCUUAUAAUGAAGAACAAAGAUUACCUCUGAUGAUGGAUGAGGCACUAGAAUAUUUGGAACAAAGACAGAAGAAAGACUCUUCGUUUUCUUAUGAGGUGAUUGUGGUAGAUGAUGGGAGCAAAGACAAAACAACAGAGGUUGGACUGAAGUAUUCUAAGAAGUAUGGAUCUGAUAGGGUACGUGUAUUAACACUAACAAAAAAUCGUGGGAAAGGUGGAGCUAUUAAGAUGGGUGUACUGAGCUCUCGAGGAAGAUGUAUUCUGAUGGCUGAUGCUGAUGGAGCUACUAAAUUUGCUGAUAUUGAGAAAGUAGAAGCAGGCUUGAAAGCUCUCCAGCCAGGUCCAGACGACAUGGCCAUUUCAUGUGGAUCUAGAGCUCAUUUGGAGAAAGAAACAGUAGCUAAACGUUCUUAUUUUCGGACCUUACUCAUGUAUGGGUUCCACUUUCUGGUAUGGUUUCUGUGUGUGAGAGGAGUAAAAGAUACACAGUGUGGCUUCAAACUUUUGACUAGAGAAGCAGCUCGAAGGACCUUCUCAACUUUGCAUGUAGACCGAUGGGCUUUUGAUGUGGAGCUUCUCUAUAUAGCCCAGUGUUUAAAGAUUCCAAUUGCAGAAGUUGCCGUGGAAUGGACAGAGAUAGAGGGAUCCAAGCUCAUUCCCUUCUGGAGUUGGCUACAGAUGGGUAAAGAUCUUCUCUUCAUUCGAUUACGUUACUUUACUGGUGCCUGGAAUCUGGAGAUGCCCAAAAAAGUUAAUUAAGUUAUUGCACUGUAACUGAGAAGGUGAAAGGAUUCAUCAAACAAAAAUAUAAUCAGGGGAUGUGAUAAGAUGAGAAAUUUACUCUAGAUGGCAGCAAAGUUUAUUCUGCUUUCAUAUUGCAGUCCUUUUGUAAAUUGCAUGCUGGUGAAUAAAGUGGAAAUGUCUUAUACAGGUUGAAUUUUUGGUUAAAUCAAAGAUAAAAUAUCUCAAAAGACCAAAAAGAAGCACCGGAGGGGUUAUGUUUAACAAAAAAUGGUUUAUCACUAUCUUCUGUAUCAUUGUUAUAAUGUGUCUUAGUUGCCUCUUUCUGUAAAUGAGGUGUAAUUAACAAAAUGUAUAUUUUGUGCUGUGUAAUUGACAGCACUGUCUUAAAACAGUCUUGUAUAAUUUGGUUGCCAAAUUCAAGGAAACUGCCAUGCCUCAUUAUGGAUGAAGCACAAGUAAAUGAUGAAGUUGUA
Pristis pectinata (smalltooth sawfish) is the source of this 1595-nucleotide messenger RNA. RefSeq names its product ALG5 dolichyl-phosphate beta-glucosyltransferase (gene alg5). The record is from RefSeq and is a predicted model, not a curated record. The transcript has 10 exons. Gene Ontology annotation, cellular component: endoplasmic reticulum membrane. NCBI's taxonomy places the organism in Eukaryota, Metazoa, Chordata, Chondrichthyes, Rhinopristiformes, Pristidae. The coding region runs from base 166 to 1137 and encodes 323 amino acids.